Molecule: messenger RNA, 1816 nt
Organism: Trichechus manatus latirostris (Florida manatee)
Lineage: Eukaryota; Metazoa; Chordata; Mammalia; Sirenia; Trichechidae
Gene: PLXDC2
Product: plexin domain containing 2
Exons: 8
Coding region: 601-1422 (273 amino acids)
Source: RefSeq, a predicted model, not a curated record
GAGCAAUUUGAGAAACGGCAAAUUUCUCCAUAGCUGUUUAACCUCAUUUCAACUUUCCAGAAAAGAAUCAAAACAUUUUCUGUAUUUUAGUAUUAAAAGUAUGCUUGCGUGGUUUCCAAAAACUUCUAAACUGAAAUUGCAAUGUAAGACACUGCAAAUAAAUAUGAAGAAAAUGAAUUCAUUUGUAAAAGGACAUGUAUACUAGGUUAGUGUUAAAAUAACAAGAUACUGAUAAUGGCAAAUUGAAUGCAUGAAUUGCUUGUUGUACUGUAUACACAUUUUUUGGCUUAAUAAUCUCUUUAAGGUAAUAGUAAUUUUUUCCACAGUUAAAAUAGUAUAUUUUAUAGAUAAGUGAUUUACCAAUCUACAAGGCACUACCAAAUCAUAUGACAGUUUGUUAUUUGAUCCAGAACCAACUUAUGUUAGUAAGAUGUCAAUUACUUUCCUUUUCCUGCCUAGUAUGAUUUUUUUAUUUUUAAAAUAUGGCUGUAAUUAAAUUGAAAGAAUUUUAAUUAUAAUUUUACCUAGGUAUCUUUUCUUAAUAUAUUUUCUAUUUUUCUAAUUAUAGGUUUUAUAUACACUGGAGAAGUUGUACAUCGAAUGCUAACAGCCACGCAAUACAUAGCACCCUUAAUGGCAAAUUUUGAUCCCAGUGUGUCCAGAAAUUCAACAGUCAGAUAUUUUGACAAUGGCACAGCACUUGUUGUCCAGUGGGACCACGUACAUCUCCAGGAUAAUUACAACCUGGGAAGCUUCACAUUCCAGGCAACCCUCCUUACGGAUGGACGCAUCAUCUUUGGAUACAAAGAAAUUCCUGUCUUGGUCACACAGAUAAGUUCCACCAAUCAUCCAGUGAAAGUGGGGCUGUCUGAUGCAUUUGUCGUUGUCCACAGGAUCCAGCAAAUUCCCAAUGUUCGAAGAAGAACAAUUUAUGAAUACCAUCGAGUAGAGCUACAAAUGUCAAAAAUUACCAACAUUUCAGCUGUGGAAAUGACUCCAUUACCUACAUGUCUCCAGUUUAAUGAGUGUGGCUCCUGUGUGUCCUCUCAGAUUGGCUUCAACUGCAGUUGGUGUAGUAAACUUCAAAGAUGUUCCAGUGGAUUUGAUCGCCAUCGGCAGGACUGGGUGGACAGUGGAUGCCCUGAAGAGUCAAAAGAGAAGAUGUGUGAGGACACAGAGCCAGUGGAAACUUCUUCUCAAACCACCACAACUGUAAGAGCGACAACCACACAGUUCAGGGUCUUAACCACCACCAGAAGAGCAACAACAUCACAGCUGCCAACCAGCCUGCCCACAGAAGAUGAUACCAAGAUUGCACUACAUCUGAAAGAUAAUGGAGGUAGGAAUUCACACAUUUCUUUUGUAAAUGUUUUUGAGAUACUAAUCCAUUUCAUUCAUUUAAAUAUGAACAAGGACUUAUGAGCUUCUAAGUAUAGAGUGUGGGUUAUUAUUUCAGUACUCGUUGGUAUUUAACAGAGGAAGGAUUCAAUGGGUUGGCUUGAAAAGAUGAAUGAAAUAGUUUCAUUAGUGGAGUGAAAUUCUAAUCCUGUGUUUGCCUAUAAAACUGCAUGAUGCCAAUUACCACGCAUUUAUUUAUCCAUACAUCUUGCUGUUCCUUGUUGCUCUAGUUCUUGUUUUAAUUGUACGCAUGGUUAUCUACAGUUAUGGUUAUUGGGUUCAACUUUUUUCACUAAGUUGUUUGGUUGUUCAACAUCGUGUAUACAUAAAAUUGAAUAAAUAUAGCGGUAAGUCUGAAUAUAUUGUACUAGGCCUUUUUGUCUCUUAUAUGAAGCAUACUACAAAAAUACUCAAAAGA